AUGAAUUUAACUAAUUUUCAAUAUGAUCUAUUAAAUCAAUUUAAAUUUCUUGGACAAAUUUUGGCUCCAUUUGAAGAUGGCGGUAUUUUAAAUUAUUUAUUUGAACAAAUUACUAUCAACAGUAGUAUUAGUAAUAGUAGUAUUGGUAAUAGUAUUGAUAAUAGUAGUCUAUUACGUAAUAAUAUUACAUCUAUAAAUGAUAAUCAAUCAAUAACAUUAUUAAAAUUCAUUGAAAUUAAUGAUACCUUUACAUUUUUUAGGACUACAUUAAAUCAUAUGUUAUUUGAUGGCAUACAAAAUAUAAAUGUAUAUAAUGUUUUAUUAAUGAAUCAAAAUGACAUGAAUACAACAGUGAUAGAUAGUAAUAAACUAUUUGUAACUAGGAAAUUUAUUGUACUUAUUAUUAUUGAAAUUUUAUUGAUUUUUAUUUCUUUUUUAUUAAGUAUGUGUUAUUUCAUUUUCUUGUAUCCACCUAAUUGUAUUCAUGGAAAAUCAUCAUGGAACUAUUUAAAAUAUUUAAAAAUUACACAAGUUUUAAGAGAUAUAAAAUAUAAGAAUGAUAUGAAUCAUUCUAAUAUGAUUGAUAUUAGAUCAGAUAGUUUAUCAAAUAAGUAUAUAGAAGAUGAUGAAAUGUCAAGAUAUACUACUGAAUGGAUGUUGAGAAAUGAAGCAAAUGUUUCAGUGAAUUCAUCAGAUAUUUAUAUUAAUGAUCCAAUAUACAAUCGUCAAUCAUCUAAAAAAUCUUCAACAAAUUCUAUUAUUUCAUCAACAUUAACGAAUCAUAAUGAAAUACAACAACCAACUCAAUACCAGUGCAAUUCAUUAAUGAUGAACUCAUUACAAUUUCAUACACAAUUGAAAGUAUAUUUUAUUAUAAAAAUAAUAGUCUAUAGUUUAAUUUGUAUUAAUAUAUUUCUUAGUAUAAUAUGUUUCUAUGCAAUGGAUAGUAGUUAUAUACAUUUACAACCUAAAUUCAUAGAUAAUACAACAAAUCAAACUGUAAAAACAUUAAGAAAUUUAUUAAUGAAUGAAGUUGUAUAUAAAUUACCUGAAUAUUUACAAGAGAUUAUAACACAAGGUCAAAUGUAUACAAAUCAAACAUUUAGAAUAAUUGAAAAAGAACUUGAUAGUCAGUUAUUGAUAACUACUGAAAAGAUAAUCCAAUCAUUGCUUGAAACAUAUCAAUUAUCACCUGUGAUUAAAUCAGCUGAAUCGAUUUCUUAUAGUAUCAAUGAAACAGUAACAGCUAGUCGAAUCAUUAAUGUACAACAGAAAACACUUCAACAAGAUGUGAAUAGUUAUAUUGGUGAAUUACGUGGUUAUGCUAAUAUAUUGAAUAAAACAUUAGAUUCAAUAUGUGAAAAGUUGAAUGAAAAUACCAUAGAAAAAGUGACAUGUAGACAGUUACAAUUAAACAAUUCAAUUUUAUUAAUUAAUGUUGAUACAAAAUUAUUUGAAUUUGAAUCCAGUUCAAUUAUGGUAUUUUUAAUGAAUGAUUUAAAUAUUAGUUUAAAUUCAAUCACAGAUCAAUUUAAUAUUAUUCAAAAUUUAUUAAAUAUAAAAAAAGAUGAAGUUAUUCAAAGUAUGAAAUCAACAUUUAAUUUGGAUUAUUAUUUGAAUAUAUUUACAUCUAUAUGGAUAUUAUUACAACAAAAUAUUGUUGAUAAAUUAAAUUCAUAUUUAACUAUAAAUAAACAACAAGAAAUCGAUAAUUAUUUGCAAUUAAUUAGUUAUAUUGUAUCUAUAAUUGGUUAUGUAAUUAUUACAUUUAUAUUAAUAUUAAUUACAUUAUUAUUAAUUUAUUGUAUACUUUAUAUAGUUGAUAUAUAUAAUAGAAAUUUAUUUACUAAACAAAAUGAUAUAAAAUAUGAUUCAUCUAAAUUAUUUACUCUUCAAAUUCAAGGAGAAUUUCAUAAGAAAUUAUUUCUUCUACAAUUAAAUCGUUCUAUAUAUUUACCUCAUAUUAUUAAUCAUAAACAUAUUAAAUAUCUAAUUAUAUUAUCAUUAAUAAUCAGUAUAUUCUGUAGUAUAAUUCUAUCCAUUCUAUAUAUUAUUUUACCAUUAUUAUUAUUAUUCGAUACAGAAUUAUGUCGUUAUAUCAAUACUGAUUCUGGUAUAUUGAUUACUGAUUUCAUUAUUGAUUUAUAUAUACAAUAUCAAUGGUCAUAUAGUAUGUUACAUAAUUUUACAUUAUUAUCAAAUGAUUUAUUAAAUUAUAUUAAUUUAUUACCACCAAAACAUAUUUAUUCAACAAUACGUAAUAAAUGUCAACCUAUGAUGUAUAAUAAUAAUAAUAAUGAUCUGAAUACUACUACUACUACUGCUCAUACUACUAAUAAUACUACCACUACUAAUACUACUAACAAUACUACUAUUAAUACUACUAAUAGUAAUAAUAAUGAUGAUCAGACAUAUCGUAAUUAUAAUUUAUUAAAAUUACUUAAUUAUAGUCAAAUAAUUAAUUUUGAUAAAAUUUUAUAUUCAUCAAUAAUUCAAGAGAAAAUUAAAGAUGCAGAAAUCUCAACUAUAAAUAAAAUCAUUAAUAUGGACCUUGCGAAAUUCAUUCCGUCUGAUUUGGAUAGUUUAACAUCUAUUGCUAGAAAAUUAUCUGUUUAUCUAGAUGGUAAAGACUAUAAACCUACUAUUCAAGAAAUUAUUCAUUUUAUAUCAAUAAAAUCAAAAUUAUUGAAUUAUUUAAAUGAAAUCAAAAAAUUUAUACAAUUCAAUAGAAAUAUUUCUAAUUUAAUCGAUAUUAUUGAUCAAAUCAAUAAUUCAUUAAUCAUGUAUGAUAAAAUUACCAAUUCAAUUAAUCCAUUAAUUAAUUUAUUUGAAAAACUUGAAAUCAAUAAAAAUUUAACACAACGACUUGAUCAAAUAUUGAAUGGAUUGAAUAACUUUAAAAAUAUUUCAUCUAAUCCUCAAAGAUUAAACGAAUCUAUACAGUUUAUAUUUAAUUCAUCUAUUCAAUUUUUAUUAAAUCAAUUAAGUAAAUUAUUAAAUAAUCAAUUUGAACAAUUAUUUAAUAAUAUUAUACCAUGUAAUAAUAUUAAUAAAAUAUUAAUGAUUAUAUUAAAUAUAUUUUGUAAUAGAACUAAUAAUAUUAUAUUAUGUUUAGGAUCAUUUAUAUUGAUUAUAUCAAUAUCAUAUUUUUUAUUGAUUAUUACAUUAUUUAUUUUUAUGAUCUAUUCUAUAAAACAUAUUGAUUUAUUGAUUUAUACAAAAUGGGAAAAUAUUACAUUAUAUGAUUCAGUGAAAUUAUGUUAUAAAUUUGUAAAAUCUAAUUAA
Messenger RNA from Schistosoma spindalis, 3285 nucleotides. The record is from the annotation of a GenBank genome assembly. NCBI's taxonomy places the organism in Eukaryota, Metazoa, Platyhelminthes, Trematoda, Strigeidida, Schistosomatidae.